Molecule: messenger RNA, 1343 nt
Organism: Aegilops tauschii subsp. strangulata
Lineage: Eukaryota; Viridiplantae; Streptophyta; Magnoliopsida; Poales; Poaceae
Product: fasciclin-like arabinogalactan protein 7
Biological process (GO): plant-type secondary cell wall biogenesis
Cellular component (GO): plasma membrane
Source: RefSeq, a predicted model, not a curated record
GAGAGACCAGAGAACAGACACAGAAAGGAAGCGCAGCAGCUAAUGCCUGGCCAGCAGCAGCUCCCCCGUUCCGCACCAACUGACCCGCAACACCAGCUGCCACCCAUCACCAUAUCAACCUAAUGAAUUAUUGUUAUUUAGCCACCACCACCUCCUCCUCCUCCUCCUCCUCCUCCCUGCACGAGCACGAACACCAACCUUUUAUAUAGCGUCGCCUCCUCUCGGCAGCACCCUUGCCAGCCUCUCCUCUUCUUCUCCCGUCCUCGCCUUCCCUGCCCUGCUCAGGGGAUUUGGAUCAGGGAAGAAGAGAAGGCAAGCAAGCGGUGGUGACCAUGGAGUUCAAAGCGGCCGCUUUCACCGCAGCCGUUCUGGCAGUCCUCCUCUGUUCCCCAGCAUCAGCCCAGAAGAGUCCACCGGCGCCCUCGCCGGUGUCGGUGUCAAUUCCGCCGUCCCUCGCUCCGGCGCCGGCGCCGGCCCCGCGCUACGUGGACCUGGCGGCGCUCCUCGACGUGGCCGGCCCGUUCCACACCUUCCUCGGCUACCUGCAGAAGACGAAGGUGAUCGAGACCUUCCAGGCCCAGGCCAACAAGACCGACGAGGGCAUCACCAUCUUCGUCCCCAAGGACUCGGCCUUCGCGGCGCUCAAGAAGUCCACCUUCUCCAACCUCACCGGCGACCAGCUCAAGACGCUGCUCCUCUACCACGCCUUCCCCAAGUACUACCCGCUGGCGCAGUUCAGGAACCUCAGCUCGCUCAACCCGGUGAACACCUUCGCCGGCUCGCCCUACACGCUCAACCUCACCGACGACAUGGGCAGCAUCAGCGUCGAGUCCAUGUGGUCCAAGCCCAAGAUCUCCAGCAGCGUCUACGCCACCAAGCCCAUCGCCGUCUACUCCAUCAACAACGUGCUCCUGCCCAUGCAGCUCUUCAGCAAGGACCCGCCGCUGGCGCCGGCGCCGGCGCCCGCGCCGGAGUCGGGGGCGUCGGACAUCGCCCCCAGCCCGGGCGGCGGCAAAGCGGGCGCCGGGAACGGCAAGGCGGACUCGACGAGCGCCGGGCAUGUCGGUGUCGCGAAUUGCUUGGGGCUGCUGGCUGCCGCGGCAGGUGGCUUGAUGCUCCUGUGGUGAGAGAGAACACAUGGAUGGAUGGUUCCUGUCAUUUGUAAGCACUUGAAUUUGAUUUUGAGCUGGUUGAUGGAGGCAUUCUUUUGGACAUAGUAGGCAUGAUGUUAGGAUUGAGUCGGGGUAUUUUACAUCAUAUUGCUCUCAUGCAUAAUCAUGAUCAUUACUCAUAAAUUGACGGACGGAUGAAUAUCGAAGGAGGUUUCGUCACCUUUAUUAUGA